This is a messenger RNA of Leptopilina boulardi, 529 nucleotides long. RefSeq lists its product as uncharacterized. The coding region runs from base 113 to 424 and encodes 103 amino acids. Lineage: Eukaryota; Metazoa; Arthropoda; Insecta; Hymenoptera; Figitidae. Gene Ontology annotation, cellular component: mitochondrion. The record is from RefSeq and is a predicted model, not a curated record. The transcript has 3 exons.
GAUCUUUUGAUCCCACAAAUAGACUGUGAACCGUGCAUAAGUUUAGUCUAGUCUUGCGCAAUUCAUUACGAAUUUUGUUCUGUAGAAGACUGUGUUUUUGUUUAUUUAAAAAAUGUUUAAAACUGUUAAUAUGCGUUUAUUUCCACAGGGAAGAAGUAUUGUUCGUACCUUCAGUUCUCAGUCAUCAACGACGAUGAAAAAUAACAGUAAUACUACGACUGCAAUAAAUUCAAAUGUACCAGGUCUUAGCGAAAAUUGUGUCAAGGUUCCAAAUCAUCCCGUUGGUCCUGGUGCAUCGAAGGAUAAAGAAUAUAAAAAUCCAGAAUACUUUUGUUACACCAUAAAUUCGUUUGCGGAAGCUGAAGUUGAAAUGGCUAAGUAUCGACUCCCAGCACCGUCUAAUAAAGUUAAAUUCGUUAAAUAAAUUUAUGUACGUCUAUAUAAGUUUAAAUAUUUUAGAUGAUUUCACAAUAAUUUAAAUAUAUAUCGUAAAUUAUUAGUAUUUAAUUAAAAGCAUUAGAAAAGAUAA